AUGGACUCAGCACGACCAACUGACCACGAAGGAAGGGGGUGGCCGCGAGUGCAAGCAAAAGUGGAGCUCUCGCUGGUACCCCUGGAGGAGGCGUCCCGCCUCCUGUGCACCGCUUGCUACGACAACGAGCGGAACGCCAGCCGCUACCCCGCCAAGUCAUGCGAGGCAUGCGGCAAAGAGUCCAGUUCGCGGUGGCACCCAGGGGCCAACCCCGAUGCAAAGCUGUGCCACGCGUGCUAUGGUAAGAAGCAGAAGAAGGAACCCCCGCUCAAAGUAGAUAUGGUUGAGGAGGACGGCAAAACCGUAGGGUACGCGCGCCCCAACCCCCUGUCGGCCGUCAGAAGAUCUGCGGCGGCAGUGCGCGCUUCAGUAAACGAGGUGCAAGACGCCGCGGAAGCUCUGGGCAUCUCUUCGGGGGCUGCAAACCUUUUGGGGGGGUCAGGAGAGGCUGAGGAGCCUGAGGCGCCAGGACCCCCUAGUGAAGAUGCGGGCACUUUUCCAGGGGCUUCGAACCUUUUGGUGGGGGCGGAUGAGGCUGCUGGUGAUGGAACGACGGAGCCCCCCGGUGAUGCGGCUACGUUGCUGGCAUUGCCCACUUUGGGGGACCAAUCGGUAACAGCGCCUCAGGGGGUGCAAGAGAUGGCGGGGGGAGUGGAGAAAGCAGGGGAGGGAGAAUUGCAGAAAGAAGCGGACCUGAUCAUUCUGGGAGACUCGAGCCCGGCAGCUGGCCGGGCAACAGAGCCCGCCGUGGGUGUACUGGAACUGGCAGGAAAGCGCCAGACUCGGCAAAGCAGUCAGGGGGAGGCUGGGGGAGCGUCACCAAGGACUAGGGCGAAGCCCUCGGCUUCGGCAGGCGGAAAGCGGUCGCUGAGAUCCUCAAUGGAGGGUGCGGCGGAAGCAUCGGCAGAGGAGGACGGGCCCAAGAGAAAGCGCUCGCUUCGGGAGAUCCAUCAGGGGUCUCCAAAGCGUGCGCCGCCAAAGGUCCCCGCUGUAACGGCACGACUGCGCACCGACUUCUGGCUGCGCGCCAAACUUGCGGCCGCGCAUCGUCC
Messenger RNA from Klebsormidium nitens, 1052 nucleotides. NCBI's taxonomy places the organism in Eukaryota, Viridiplantae, Streptophyta, Klebsormidiophyceae, Klebsormidiales, Klebsormidiaceae. The record is from the annotation of a GenBank genome assembly.